AGUGUCGUUUCUGCUUCUUUUGAAUCUUAACGUGCUUUCAUCUAACGUCUCGUAACCCAGUUGAAAUUUACCGGAAAAAAUAAUGAUCAGAUUACAUUUGAAUUAAUAAAAAUUCCGAAUAAGUAAAUACGAAUUUCCUGGGUAGCAGCAUUUCUGAUAAACUGCAUCGUUUCAUUUACUACAGCAGUGCACGCACGCUGUGAUUUUUUUCCAUGUAAACAUGACCGGACAAAAUGCAACGCUCCCAAGUGCCUGCAAUUACAGGGCAGGGUAUCCAGGCCCCUGAGACAGCCAAAGGUCCUGCGACUCACCUGAUCUCAGCCCGGAGGAUCCAACAGCUUUUCCCGGAAAGGCCCUGUCCCCGAAGCAGGAUGGGGUCGACGCUGGGGCAAAAUAUGAACACAUCAGGGCCCACAGCGGCCCCAGACGUCAGCACAGUGUCCGAGUGGCUCAACACUAAUGUUUUCAUCGCCAUCCUGGUGGUGCUGGGGGUCGUCUUGUUGGCCCUCUGUCUCGUGUGCUGGGCAGUCUGGCGAAGCAGGAUCCAAGGGUCCACGGAUGUGAGACAAGCUGAGAUAACAGUGUCCCUCGGUGGGGGUCUGGAGUGUCCUGACCGCCCCGUGAUUAAGAUCUCGACGGGGCAGAGACAUGCCACCAAGCUGGUGACCAAGCUUAUCAAUGCUGGGUGGGGCCCUGUCGAGCAUGUAGGCUCAGCACCGGAGAGUGGUACACCAGGAGGCCCCCGCCAUCCCAAGGCUCCAGAGUCAAGGGUGACACCCUCCCAGGUCCAGUGCCAAAACGAACAGGAAGACUCAUAUGACAAGGCUGGACCCUCCACACAAGGGGGCGCUCUUAGGCGCGUCGAUUAACGGAAGAGACUGCCCUCUCUCGUCCAGUUUGAAGGACAAAGGCUGUUACAUUUUAAUAAAAUCAGAAAUAUGUCUUUGCCAAGCCCAGUUCUGCUUUCAUGCUAUCAUACAAGCUUUGUAAUGUAAUAUUGCCAUAAAUUCAGUAAUGGAUAAAUAUUAAUAUCGCAAAAAUAAAACUAUUUUUCAGGAA
Brienomyrus brachyistius is the source of this 1059-nucleotide messenger RNA. RefSeq lists its product as uncharacterized. NCBI's taxonomy places the organism in Eukaryota, Metazoa, Chordata, Actinopteri, Osteoglossiformes, Mormyridae. The coding region runs from base 234 to 869 and encodes 211 amino acids. The transcript has 4 exons. The record is from RefSeq and is a predicted model, not a curated record.